AUGUCAUUCACACCUCCUGAUAUACCACCUCCCAUCUCCACCCUCUCCGCCGCGCUGGAGAAUGGUACAGACUCAUCAAUGGUGAUAGCACCUGAACUCAUGGGUGAAGAGGGCUUACCACCUUCCAUCAGGAGGCGUCCAUCAGAUACCGAAAACGAGGGAGGUGCAGCUGAACCAGCUCGUGGACUAAGUAGUAAUGGUUAUCAAAGCUCUUCUGCAAGAGAUGAACGGUCCGGCUGGGACAACAGCGGAUCUACCUACAAUUCAGGCUUGAGACAUACCAAUCCUUGGGAAGAAGGAUAUAGAGAUCAUUCUUCUAAUCUACAACAACAACAACAGGAUCAACAAAACGAAUCUUCCGACUAUCAUAUGGAACAACAUUCCCUUGAUAAUGGGAACGGGGAGGAUAACGCAAAUGACAAUGAACAUGAAAAUGGGACCUCAAUCGAUAAACCAAAACCAAGGAAAAGGCCAAGGACAUCAAAACCGCGUCAAUCAAAAGACAAUAGAGGUGAUGGUCUAAAAGAUGACGGUAUACCUGAAAAAGGCGUUUUAGAUUACGCGGAUCCUUCAGGUGAUAUCAAACUUGGUCCUGUAUAUGUUCACCCUCCAAAAGGUGCAGCUCAAGCUUGUGUUAGAUGUCAUAAAAUAAAAAGGAAAUGUGAUAAUGCCAAACCUAGAUGUGCAGGUUGUAGUAAAGCAGAUGUAGCUUGUGUCUUCGAAUUAUCUCCUGCAACAGCUAGUUACGUGACAAGCUUGAAAUCCAAUAAUAUUGCAUUAGCAUCGCAAAUCGCUACUGCUGCCGAAAGAAUACAACAUCUCGAGUCUACCAUAUCCAACUUGGAAAGGGGUCUCCCCCCUCCAGCCGAAGGAGAUAUGUAUGAUCCUUCUUUACUCCAGACUCAAGCAGAUUUUGCCGCCAUGUCCAAAACUAUCUUAUCUGUUCGUUCAAGCGAACUCUCCAGUCCAGUAUUCGGAGGUCCAGUAUCUCUUGAUGCGUUGACAACCAAUCGACGACCUGCGACUUCCGAUUCCGCCAGGACCUCCUUUGGAAUCACUCUUGUAGGUGCCGAGGCAAGUCCCCUUCCACCAUACGAUGUCUCCAUGCAAGCCCUCGAGACCUUUUUCGACAUGAACGCUAUCUCGUAUCCAUUCUUAGAUAAAGACGAUUUCUUACGUGAUAUGGACGAAAUAUAUCGUCGAGAUCAAUCAGGGAACAGACGAGGUAGUACUAUUACAGGUCAAAUAAUGAACGGCGAUGACGAACUCUGGCCAGGAAAAGAAUUCAUCUUAUUCAUGGUGGUCGCUAUUGGAACUACAAAUAAAGAGAGAAUGGGUGAAGUCGAAAAAGGUUCAUCGAAAAUAUACAAGCAACGUGCUUUCUUGAGUCUUAACGCUGCAGUAGGAAGGGAAGACAUCCUCUGCGUGCAAUCUCUCAUCCUCCUCGCGAUAUAUGCGAUGUUCGACCCAUCCGGUAUCUCACUGUGGCAUGUUGUCGGUUUCGCUGCAAGGGUUGCGAUAGCACUCAACCUGCACAGAAGGGUCGACGAUUCCAGCUUACCUGCGAAUGUGGUCGAACAUCGAAAAAGAGUGUUCUACUCUUUGUUCAACCUUGAUCGACUAGUGGCUGGAACUCUUUCCAAACCUCUCGCUAUUGCCGAUAGUGACAUUGAUGUUGAGUUUCCAACCCCGUCACCUACCGAUGCGCCGUUCCGAGGACGACCACGAAUCGAGUUCACUCGACACAUCAUCAAACUCCGUCGAUUGGGCGGUGCGAUCCUUUCAACAGUAUACUCUGUGUCAGGCGAGCAGAAUUCUCUUCCUGAACCCGAUCGAGCAGGUAUCAUCCAUAGUCUACAUUCUCGACUAGAUACCUGGCUAUCCGAAUGUCCCUUACCGCCAGACAAUAAUGAAGAGAAGGGAAGCAUGAUCCAUACCAGUCAUUCAUGGUUCCUAUUGAAUUAUCAUCAAGGUUUAUGUUUACUUUAUCGACCAUCACCCUUAUAUCCAACGAUGACAGUUGAAAGACUGACCGAGCUACAUCAAGCUAGUAUUAGAUGUGUCGAUCUAUACAUUGAAUUAUGGCACGAACAAAAAGUCAGUUACAAUCUGAUCAACGUAUCAAUGCAAUUCCUAGCUUGUAUAUCUUUAUUAUACUGCUUGUGUGAAUACGAUAGUAGAGAUUCGGCUUUGGUAAAAAGAUUAGACUGGAGAAAAGAAGUCGCGCAAAGAUUAGGUCAAUGUCACGAUCUAUUAGAUGCGUUCUCGGGUGCAUUGCCUGAAACAGCAAAGUAUAGAGAGAUUUUUACGAAACUUUCAGGUUUGUUGUUAGCUAGAUAUGGUCCCAUAAAAGAAUCGUCAACAGUUACUUCACCAUCAAAUGAAAACAAAGCUAAGACCGAUGUCACCUCAAGAGCCAUAGAUCAAGUUCCAGCAACAAAUGCAGUACUCCCAAAUACCGUUCCAAUCACAGAAGGUGCGAAUUCAUCGACAUCGACGAAUGAGAAUGAAAUUGCAUGGAAUGCGAUGACUCAACUAUGGUAUAAUUCAGGUGAAUUCAUAUUUGACGAGAGAGCUUUGAAUCCUCUCUCUGCCAAUAUAACAACAUCUGACCAAAAUCAAGAUGGUAAACAACAACAACAACAACAACAACAACAACAACGUGAAAAAGAAAGAGAUUUAGGAAGUGCGCAUGGUUUAUGGCACCAGUUAGGUUAA
This is a messenger RNA of Kwoniella shivajii, 2718 nucleotides long. RefSeq lists its product as uncharacterized. Gene Ontology annotation, molecular function: sequence-specific DNA binding; zinc ion binding; DNA-binding transcription factor activity, RNA polymerase II-specific. Lineage: Eukaryota; Fungi; Basidiomycota; Tremellomycetes; Tremellales; Cryptococcaceae. Gene Ontology annotation, biological process: positive regulation of transcription by RNA polymerase II; DNA-templated transcription. The transcript is spliced from 4 exons. The record is from RefSeq and is a predicted model, not a curated record. Bases 1 to 2718 code for a protein of 905 amino acids.